UAGCAGAGACCAUCUUCCAAUUUUGCCUUAAAAACUCAGAACUACGGUUUCACAUUUCACUUCAUUCCACUGAAUAAGAUGAAUUAGUCACUGUAGAAGAUUGAAAAAUCCAGGCCAUAUAAAUCUGGGUUCUUCAGAUUUUCAGGUUUUAGAGGUUCCUGUGGGGGUAGGGAGCUGAAAGUUCCUAUCUUUAUGAGUUGUAAGCUGGGGAAGAGGUUUGGGUUUUGAUUUUUUAAGUAUUUAAAUUUAGAUUUUGGGGGCUCUGAAGUAGAGAAUUAGAAAUGUUUUGAUUGGAGUUUAGCUGAGUGAUAUAGAAAAAUUUUGGGUUUUGAGUUUUGAGUUUUUGUUUGAAAUUAUGCUUGCAAGGGGGUUGUGAGUUUUGAUUUGUUAGUGGGACUGUGUUUUCAGGAAUCUGGAUUGAGUGUGGAAAGAUGGCUAGUAUUUUGAAGAGUAUAUUCCCAGUUUCAUCAUCCAAGAAAGAUGAUCAGGAUGAUUUUGAUGUGGAGUACUCUAUUGCGGUGGAGUAUAGUGGUCCUGCGGUGAGUUAUGAUAUUCCCCAGGUGGUUCCGGUUGAUUUUCACCGGAUUCCCACAGCAACCGUGGUUGCUCCAGCUUCCAUCUCGAAGAGUCGUAAUUUAUCACUUCCAGUUAUUCAACCAAUUGCCAAGAGAAGUAAAGGGGUGUUGGCAACUAAGGAGGCUCCUGUGCCAAAGGAAAAUUUAGGUGCACUCGAGGGUGGAGGUGAAGAUUUAGCGUGUGAACCGGUGGGAGAUGACAACAGAAAGGCUUCGUUAGAUUCUCUCUAUGGAGAGGAAUGUGGCUGCAAAGGCUCUGAUGGUAUUGAAAGUUCUGGUACAUUGGGGUUUUCUGACAUUCAAGACGAUUCCAAUGAGAUCUCGGGAAGCUCGGAUGCUGAGGACUCGUGUGACGAUGAUUGCAAGGUGGAUGUGGGCUGCACUAGUCAUUUGAAGCCCCGUGGCUUGGAUUCCGAGGAAUCCAUGAUGGGUUCCCCAGAUCCCUCUGUAGGGGUUUUGAGUAUCCAAGAAGUGGAGGAAGAAUGUAUUGAUGACAGUCAGUGCCAAGAAAAUACACCCGGUGUGACUUUCAAUGAAAUUCAUUCAAGUUAUUCUACUUCGGAGAGUGAUGAUGAUGAUCCGGGACCUUUCCCAGAAAAGCCAGAGGUCAUAUCAAAGAAGUGUUUUCGGUGCCAUAAAAGGAGCAUGUUGAUGAAGAUGGAAGUUUGUUUAGUUUGCGGUGCAAAGUAUUGUAAUAUAUGUGUGCUGAGAGCUAUGGGUGCAAUGCCCGAAGGGAGAAAAUGCAUCACUUGCAUCGGCUUUAGGAUUAAUGAAUCAAAGCGUGAUUCACUGGGGAAGUGUUCUGGAAUGCUCAAGAGCUUGUUCAUUGAAGCGGAAAUUAAAAGGAUUAUGAAAGUGGAGCAAUCGUGCAAAGCUAAUCAACUCCCUUUUAAUCUUGUCAGCGUGAAUGGAAAGCUUCUUAAUCAUCGAGAAUUGGUUAUGUUGCAAACCUGUUUGCAUCCGCCAAAGAAGUUGAAGCCGGGGAGGUACUGGUACGAUAAGGUGUCUGGAUUUUGGGGAAAGGAGGGCCGGAAACCUUGUCAAAUUAUUAGUCCCCAGCUAACGGUUGGUGAUACGAUCAAGAGAGAUGCCAGCAACGGGAACACAGAUGUGCUCAUAAAUAAUCGAGAAAUUACAAAACCAGAGCUAUUUAUGUUGAAGGUGAUAGGAAUCCAUUGUGAACGGAGCAUUCAUUUCUGGCUAAGUGCUGAUGGCGCUUAUCAGCAAGAGGGUAUGAACAAUGUGAUGGGGAAACUUUGGGAAAAGCCUGGAAUCAACCUAAUCUGUGGCACUUUACAAUUGCCAACCCCGCCCAAGACUUCAAAGUCUCGCAGUCAAGGAACUGACAGCCAGGCAGAUAAAGGUGGCCCGAGCAGUGAAGAUCAGAGAACUCUAAAUAAGCUUCUACUUGUUGGUUGUGAUCAAUCCGGAACGAGUACUAUUUUUAAACAGGCCAAAAUUCAAUAUGCUGUUCCUUUUAGGGAAGAUGAGCGUCAAAGUUUCAAAUGUAUGAUCCAGAGCAAUUUGUACAAUUAUAUAAGUAUACUGCUCGAGGGUCGUGACCAAUUUGAGGAAGAAUAUAGAAUUGAAAUGAGGCGAAAACGCAUGGAUGAACCUGGCCCUUCAGUGAUUCCUGAUGAUGUUGAAGACAAUAUUUAUUCCAUCAGUCCACGGUUUAAAAAAUUCGCCGAUUGGCUUCUCCAAAUUCGGAUGGCGGGGAAUUUGGAGGCCAUUUUUCCAGCUUCUACUCGCGAAUAUGCACCAAUAGUCGAAGAGUUGUGGAAGGACAAAGCGUUUCUAGCCACAUAUCAGCGGAGAAAUGAAUUGCAGAUGCUACCUAGAGUUGCUAAUUACUUCUUAGAUCGGGCUGUUGAGAUCUCGAGGGCCGACUAUGAGCCUUCUCCGAUGGAUAUUUUAUAUGCCGAGGGAAGCACUUCUGCAAAUGGGGUAGCUUCAAUGGAGUUUUCCUUCUCCAAGGUAUCUCAAGAUAGCUACAUGGAGCCUGCUGAUCAAAAUAAUGCCUCGAUAAGGUGCCAGCUGAUUCGAGUGCAUGCCAGCAGCCUCGGGGAGAACUGCAAGCUGUUGGAGAUGUUCGAGGACAUAAACAUCGUCCUAUACACGGUUUCCUUGACCGAUUACCACGAAUAUCUCGAAGACAGCAACGGAGAUCUCACAAACAAGAUGCUCGAGAGCAAGAGGCUCUUCGAGAGCAUUGUAAAUCACCCGUCCUUCGCCCACAAGCAUUUUGUUCUGCUGCUCAACAAGUUCGACCUGCUCGAGGAGCUAAUCGAGAGGUUCCCUCUCACGGAAUGCGAGUGGUUCCAGACCUUCAACCCCGUGAUCAGUCGCCACCCCAACAGCAGCACCAGCAACAACAAUCCAUCUCUGGCGCACCGUGCCUUCCACUACAUAGCCUCGCAGUUUAAAGCCCUCUACAAGUCCAUAACGGGGCGCAAGCUCUAUGCUUCACUCGUGACAGGGCUGGAAGGCGAAACCGUCGAUGAAUCUCUCAAGUAUGCUAGCGAGAUCCUCAGAUGGGACGAGGAAAAGUCGAAGCUUUUGAAAGAGUGGUCGACGGAUAGCAUGGAGGGCGAAGCUAGCACGAGCGUGUGCAUGUGAUCACACUGCUCGUCUCGAUCGAGUAAGAUCGACAUUGCUUUGUUUUUUCAUUGUUACACACACACACAUGUUGUCUUCUGUAUCAUAGGACUGUUUCAUCUGUUCUGCAACUGUGAAAUGCUGUUUUUUAGCUUAUCAGAACACAACAUUCAGUGUGUGGAUUAUUUGUGCCUUAACAGCUGAUAUUUGGCCAAUGGUACUUAUCUGUAACAUAAAUUAUAAGUUCCCUUCCAUCUUGUAAACAGAUGUUUUCUCAUUGAAUCAAAUGCAUGCAAGGAGAUUAUCUGUCUCAAAA
This is a messenger RNA of Ipomoea triloba (trilobed morning glory), 3489 nucleotides long. RefSeq names its product extra-large guanine nucleotide-binding protein 1-like. Gene Ontology annotation, cellular component: heterotrimeric G-protein complex. The transcript has 8 exons. Lineage: Eukaryota; Viridiplantae; Streptophyta; Magnoliopsida; Solanales; Convolvulaceae. Gene Ontology annotation, molecular function: GTPase activity; G-protein beta/gamma-subunit complex binding; G protein-coupled receptor binding. The record is from RefSeq and is a predicted model, not a curated record. The coding region runs from base 432 to 3194 and encodes 920 amino acids. Gene Ontology annotation, biological process: adenylate cyclase-modulating G protein-coupled receptor signaling pathway.